UUUGAAGGUAGCAAAACGUAUGCCAAGAUUUUUUUUUUUCGGGGACUUACCUAGAAAGUGAAUAUUUAAAAAUAUAAUAAUAAAAUAAAUUAAAUUAAAUUAUGAAAAUGAAUAAAUUUUAUUUGCUGUUGCUCCUAAUCAUAUCAGUUUCAAAUACAAUCAAAUCUCAACGGGCUUAUUACGAAAACGAAAAUAAUAACAACAAUGUGCGGGAAGUCAAACCUAAUAAUGAAAAAGUAUAUUUUCCCGGCAAAACUAAUGCAGAUGAAGUGAAUUUAAAACGUUUGAAUAAUGCUCUAUCUAAUAGUUUCAUAAGUGGACCUCAAUCAAAUUACAUUGAUAUUGACAUUGAAGAGCGGCCUUCAGCCUCCAGGCGUAAUACGAAUUCAGUCUUAAAUACCAUUAGAGAAAUAAUACCAACAAGAAGAACCGCUGUUACAAACAUCAAUUCUAAUUCAAUAAAUGAUAAUAAUUCGCCUUCCUUGAUAAAAAGAGUUAUAGAUAAAAUACGUAAUUCUAGCGAAGAAUCAAAUGAAAGAAAAACUUCAAACACAUCUUCAAACAAAAGAAAUCCUACAAAAAAUUCUAGUGAAGAAACUGAUAGAAUACCGCCACCUUCAUUAGUGCCAUCAGCGGUUUCAUCGUUAUUAAAUUUAAGAGUAUGUGAAAUAAAAUAUGCUGAAUUUAUCCAACGCAUAUUUCCGCAAGAAUCCGAUACAGCUAGCGAUGCCAAUGAUGCAGAGUUCAAUGGUCGUGUUUUAGCCACACCUGGGGAAUACCCACAUAUGACAGCUUUGGGCUUUCGCUCGAAAAAUAACAAAGUGGAUUACAAAUGUGGUGGCAGUUUAAUAAGUGAAAAUUUUGUUAUUACAGCUGCACACUGUACCAACUUUGCAGGGCAACAACCAACUAAAGUGCGCAUAGGUGAUCUGAAUUUAAUGGUCGUAGAAAGUUUUUUGGAACCACAAAUACGCAAUAUUAAAAACAUCUAUGUCCAUCCGGAAUAUAGAACAAACUCUUAUUACAAUGAUAUUGCACUGUUGGAGCUAGAGGACGAAGUCGAACUAACCGAAUUUGUUCGCCCCAUCCGCUUGUGGACCCAAUCAACAAUCCCGUUUACCACAGCCUAUGCCAUGGGUUAUGGUGCCACUGAUUUCGCCAGAGAACGCACAAAUCGUCUAACAAAUUUAAAUAUGACCAUUGUGUCGAAUAGUGAUUGUAAUCGUGAAAUGCCCAAAAUGCCAGAAUCGGACAGAGGCAUUAUUGCUAGUCAAAUAUGUGCUCGAGACUUUAAACUGAAUCGCGACACCUGUCAGGGAGACUCGGGCGGUCCUUUACAAUUGAAUAUUAGAGGACGACGUAGAACAAAUCGUAUGCAUUACCAAUUAAUUGGUAUUACCUCGUAUGGCUUGUACUGUCGUAGCGGUUAUCCGAGUAUAUUUACAAGAGUGUAUUCUUAUUUGGAUUGGAUUGAGCAUAUUGUAUGGAAAGACUACUUUGACUGAUUAAACCAUAUUUUAAAUUAUAGUUCUAUAUUCUUUUUUAAAAUAAUAAAGUACAAAAAUUAUUUAACAACUAAA
This is a messenger RNA of Calliphora vicina (urban bluebottle blowfly), 1580 nucleotides long. RefSeq names its product serine protease snake. Gene Ontology annotation, molecular function: serine-type endopeptidase activity. The transcript has 5 exons. NCBI's taxonomy places the organism in Eukaryota, Metazoa, Arthropoda, Insecta, Diptera, Calliphoridae. Gene Ontology annotation, biological process: proteolysis. The coding region runs from base 102 to 1505 and encodes 467 amino acids. The record is from RefSeq and is a predicted model, not a curated record.